This is a messenger RNA of Radiomyces spectabilis, 360 nucleotides long. RefSeq lists its product as uncharacterized. The transcript has 3 exons. The record is from RefSeq and is a predicted model, not a curated record. NCBI's taxonomy places the organism in Eukaryota, Fungi, Mucoromycota, Mucoromycetes, Mucorales, Radiomycetaceae. Bases 1 to 360 code for a protein of 119 amino acids.
AUGACCGACGACGCAGAAUCCUUGAAAAGCUACAAAAUAACAAAAAAUGAAGCCAAGCUGUAUGGCUAUCGUCAACAAGCAGCAAAGCUCGACCAUCGAAUUUGUGCUUUUGCCACCAUUGCCACCACUGCCACCACUACCACUGUUGCCACCACUGCUACCACUAUCACACAGCCUUAUCCUUGGAAAAGGCUAUUAAAAGAGCUCCUCCACUUAAUGGAAGAAGACAUUGCAAGAAAGAGGGCUUGUUUGCAAUCAUUAGAUAGUGAUAUUGACAGACUCGAGCGUGAGAAGGCAAGCGCUCUUGCUGAAAUCAAGUUUAAGCAAAAAAUAUUAGAAUUUGUCUUACUCCUAGAAUAA